GGUGGCGGCGGGCGCGGGAGCCGGAGAAGAUGGCGGUGGCCGUGAGGACUCUGCAGGAGCAGCUGGAGAAGGCCAAGGAGAGCCUGAAAAACGUGGACGAGAAUAUCCGUAAGCUCACCGGACGGGACCCGAACGACGUGAGACCCAUCCAAGCUCGAUUGCUGGCCCUGUCGGGCCCAGGUGGAGGUAGGGGCCGUGGCAGCUUGUUGUUAAGGCGUGGAUUCUCGGAUAGUGGAGGAGGACCCCCAGCCAAACAAAGAGAUCUUGAAGGGGCAGUCAAUAGGCUGGGCGGGGAGCGUCGGACAAGACGAGAAUCACGCCAGGAAAGCGACGCAGAGGAUGAUGACGUUAAAAAGCCAGCUUUGCAGUCUUCAGUCGUGGCUACCUCCAAAGAACGAACACGUCGAGACCUUAUUCAAGAUCAAAAUAUGGACGAAAAAGGAAAACAAAGGAAUCGACGUAUAUUUGGCUUGUUGAUGGGCACUCUUCAGAAAUUUAAACAGGAGUCUACUGUGGCUACGGAAAGGCAAAAACGGCGUCAGGAAAUUGAACAAAAACUUGAAGUUCAGGCAGAAGAAGAGCGAAAGCAGGUUGAAAAUGAAAGAAGGGAGCUGUUUGAAGAGAGGCGAGCUAAACAAACAGAACUGAGGCUAUUGGAACAAAAGGUUGAACUGGCUCAAUUGCAAGAAGAAUGGAAUGAGCAUAAUUCUAAGAUUAUUAAGUACAUCAGAACCAAGACAAAGCCCCAUUUGUUCUAUAUUCCUGGAAAAAUGUGUCCAGCUACUCAAAAGCUAAUAGAUGAGUCACAGAGAAAGCUGAAUGCAAUAUUUGAAAAUAGACGCAAUGAAUUUGCAGAGCAAAUAAAUAAAAUGGAGGCUAGACCUAGAAGACAAACUAUGAAGGAAAAAGAACACCAGGUGGUGCACACGGAAGAAAAGAAGGUGGAACAAGUGGGUAAGGUGGUUCAGCGUGAGGAAGAGAUGGAGGAGACAGGUAACCAGCACAAUGAUGUAGAAAUAGAGGAAGCAGGAGAGGAAGAGGAAAAAGAAGUAGGUGCAGCUCAGAGUGAUCCCGAGAAAGAACAGGAAGAGGUGGAGCAAAAACAGGAACCCGAGAAUAAAGUGGAGGAGGACAUGGUGGAGGUGCGGGGGAAGGAGAAGGAGCAGGAUAGUCACCCUGAAAAUGUGAUGGAUUUUAGAGAGCAGGGGGACGGCGUUAGGGUUGUGGAUAACGAGCAGGAAGCUAUGGAAAUAAACCAGGUAGAAAGGGUAGAGCCUUUGGAAACUGAGGCGAGCAAAGAAGCAGAGGUGGAGUGUGUGACCCAGUCCGAGAAGGAAGGUAAGCCUAGUUCUCCCGAAAAGGAAAGUGUCAAAGUUCCAGCAGUGGAACUGAAACCUGAGGAGAAGCAGGAAAAGGAACCCGAAGCCCAGUUAGACCCCGAGCCCCCAGUGCAGCUCAGUGCCCCGGCGCAGGCCCCGGCCCCGGCCCCGGCUCCUGCCCAGGCCCAACCUCAGCCCCAGCCCCAGCCCCAGCCCCAGGCCCCGUCCCAGGCCCCACCCCAGCCUCAGCCCAACACCUUGCCACCGCCUCCUGCUCAACCACUACUCCAGGCCAUUCAAGAACCAGCGCGUCAGGUUGGCAAGAAGGAAUCGGCCGUAGAGUCGGUAAAACUGGCCGAAGCGCCGCCAGACCAGCCGCUGGCGGUGCCUGGCGAGAGCAAGGUCAAGACGCGCAGCAGGAGCAGGGGAAGAGUGAGGAACAAAAGCAGUAAGAGCAGAAGCAGCAGCAGCAGCUCCUCCAGUAGUAGUUCAAGCAGCAGCAGUAGCGGCAGCAGCUCCAGCAGCGGCAGCAGCAGUAGCCGGAGUAGCUCCAGCAGCAGCACCAGUACUAGCGGAAGCAGCAGCCGAGAUAGCAGCAGCAGUAGCAGCAGUAGCAGCGAGAGUAGGAGUCGGAGUAGAGGCCGGGGUCACAAUCGGGAUAGGAAGCGCAGGAGGAGCGUGGAGCGGAAGCGGAGGGACCCUUCGGGACUAGAAAGAAGUCACAAGUCUUCGAAAGGUAGUGGCAGAGAUGCCAAAGGAUCGAAGGAUAAGAGCUCUCGGUCCUCCGACCGAAAGAGGUCCGUAUCAGAAAGUAGUCGGUCAGGCAAAAGAUCUUCGAGGAGUGAAAGAGACCGUAAAUCAGAUAGGAAAGACAAAAGGCGUUAACCGGAAGAAGCCAGGCUUCCUUAACAGCAGAAGGAAGAUUUCUUUGCAGCGGGGAAGAUUCCUUGGUGAAGCAGAGAAUUCCUUUCCUCGUAAGGAAGGAGGCUGCCUUAAGAAAUGCAUGUUGUAAAAUUCUUUUUGGAAAAAUACAGAGACUGUUUGUUUACCAGACAUUCUUGUACUUUUUACAUAAUUUUGUAAGAGUUAUCAAAAUUAUGUGAAAUUCCAGAAAAAUGGAAAAAAAAGAAAUAAAAAAGAGAUUCACA
Molecule: messenger RNA, 2467 nt
Organism: Tachyglossus aculeatus (Australian echidna)
Lineage: Eukaryota; Metazoa; Chordata; Mammalia; Monotremata; Tachyglossidae
Gene: PNN
Product: pinin, desmosome associated protein
Exons: 9
Coding region: 30-2204 (724 amino acids)
Cellular component (GO): catalytic step 2 spliceosome
Source: RefSeq, a predicted model, not a curated record